AGCAGGCCAGAAAGAGGCAGACACGCAGAGACGAGAUAAUUCGCAAGAAGGCCGAGGCAGACCUCAACAAGAAGAUGAGCCAGAACCGCAACAGACCAGGGCCUCCGGGCAGUGGUGAGGCACCGCAGGCAGCGGCAGCGGCAUCCCGCGGCAAGCGGGCGGCAGCGGGCACAGUAGCGGCGCUGCGACCAGCACCGGCGCUGACGGUGCGCGACGGGAUUUCAAUCACGGAGGCAGCGCAGCUGAUGGCAGCGAAGCGGGCUGACAGCGUGCUGGUGGUGGACGACGACGAGCGGCUGGCAGGGAUCUUCACGGCUAAGGAUGUGGCGUUCCGUGUGGUGGCCGAAGGUCUGGAUGCGCGGACCACGCAGGUGCGGGAGAUCGCCACACGCGACCCGCUCUGUGUGACUAGCGAUACGUCGGCGACGGAUGCGCUGAACACGAUGGUGGGGCGGGGCUUCCGUCACCUGCCGGUGUGCAACGACGAGGGAGACGUGGUGGGGCUGCUGGACGUGAUCCGGUGCAUGUAUGAGGCGCUGGAGAAGAUGGAGCGGGCGUACCAGUCGUCGAAGGCGCUGUAUGCGGCAAUCGAGGGCGUGGAGAAGGAGUGGAGCGGGCAGUCGGCGCAGAUGAUGCAGUUUGUGGAUACGCUGCGCGAGCGCAUGAGCUUCCCGGACAUGACGACGGUGAUCGACGGCAAUGAUCCGGUGAUUGUGGGUCCCAAGACGCCGGUGAUGGAGAUUGCGCGGCAGAUGCGCGCUAACCGCGUCACGGCGAGCCUGGUGGUGGACGACGAGUCGGGCGCCAUAGCCGGAAUCUUCACCAGCAAGGACAUUGUGCUGCGAGUGAUUGCGGCGGGGCUGGAUCCGCGCACAUGCAGUGUGGUGCGGGUGAUGACUCCACACCCCGACACUGUCGCGCCGCAGACGUCGCUGGUGGAUGCGUUGAAGCGCAUGUACGAGCGGCACUACCUGAAUCUGCCGGUGGUGGCCGAGGACUCGGGCGAGAUCCUGGGGCUGGUGGAUGUGCUGCGGCUGUGCUACGCGACGCUGGAGCAGAUGAAGUCCAUCCAGGGCGCCAACGCCGACGACCCGGCGGGCCCGGGCGGCCCGAUGUGGUCGCGGUUCUUCAGCGGCAACCUGCCGGCAGAGCUGGGCGGCGCCGGCUCGACGCUCAGCGACUCGAUGCAUCCGUCGCAGACCGCGUACUCGCACACGGCGCCGUCGUUUGUCGACGGCACUGCGCGGCUCGCGUCGGAGAUCUACCCGAACGAGUCGGCAUCGAUGAUUGAGGACAUUCACUCAGCCGUCAACUCACGCGUGGGCGAGCAGGACCCGUAUGCGUUCCAGUACCAGCAGGACCCGAACUAUGCGCAGGCCCAGUAUGCGGCGUUCAACCAGCAGAUGCUGAUGCAGCAGCAGGCGCAGCAGCAGAUGAUGCAAAUGCCGCAGGCCUACUCGAACCUGGGCAGCGCCGCCGGCCACUACGUGUUCAAGCUCAAGACCCCGUCGGGCAAGACCCACCGCUUCACUGCCCCGGCCAACGACUUGGACUUUGUGCGUGUCACAUGCGUCAAGAGGCUCUUGUCCGAGGGUGUGACUGACGCGCAGGCGCUGGUCGACGAGUCGGGGCUGGCAUACAUCGACGACGAGGACGACUUUGUGCAUAUCACCAGUGCCGCUGAUCUGGCCGACGCCAUUGAUCUGGCGAACCGCGAAGGCAAGGGCCGCGUGCUGCUGCAGAUCAACCCGCGUGCGCUGGCCUACCAGACCGCCGCAACCAAGGAGCCCGCCGAGCUUCCUGUGCAGGAGCUGGGUCCGCUGGGCAUCCCCGAGAAGUACCUGGUGCCUACGGCCGUCGGCGGCGGCUUUGUGACUGCGCUGUUCUGCGUGUGGCUGGCCAUGAAGCUGUCCAAGAACUAGGUCUUUUGCUUUCUUUUGUUUUCAUGUUAUUGAGAAGUCCCCUUUCUAGAAGUCAAAAGAUGCUACGCCAGGUACAUG
Linderina pennispora is the source of this 2000-nucleotide messenger RNA. RefSeq names its product CBS-domain-containing protein. The coding region runs from base 246 to 1922 and encodes 558 amino acids. The transcript has 3 exons. The record is from RefSeq and is a predicted model, not a curated record. NCBI's taxonomy places the organism in Eukaryota, Fungi, Kickxellomycota, Kickxellomycetes, Kickxellales, Kickxellaceae.